Sinocyclocheilus grahami is the source of this 1551-nucleotide messenger RNA. Its product is annotated as deoxynucleoside triphosphate triphosphohydrolase SAMHD1-like. Gene Ontology annotation, biological process: dGTP catabolic process. The transcript has 16 exons. Gene Ontology annotation, cellular component: nucleus. Gene Ontology annotation, molecular function: dGTPase activity. The coding region runs from base 1 to 1551 and encodes 516 amino acids. Lineage: Eukaryota; Metazoa; Chordata; Actinopteri; Cypriniformes; Cyprinidae. The record is from RefSeq and is a predicted model, not a curated record.
AUGGCGCGAAGUUUCUCCUCAGGCAAGAAAAAAAAGAAGAUCAUUGGGGAGUUGCUAAACAUUGAAGAGAAAUAUUCAUUGAAGCUUUCAACUGAAGUGAAGGUUGUUAAUGACUCUGUCCAUGGUCACAUUGAGCUGCACCCCCUGCUGGUGAAGAUCAUUGACACGCCACAGUUUCAGAGACUGAGAAACAUUAAACAGCUGGGAGCAGGAUACUGGGUCUUCCCUGGGGCCUCACAUAACCGCUUUGAACACUCCAUUGGUGUGGCACAUUUAGCAGGAUGUCUGGUCAAGAGUCUGCAAGAGAAACAGCCGGAGCUCAACAUUACCAAUCGAGACAUUCUCUGUGUCAAAAUUGCUGGUCUGUGCCAUGAUUUAGGUCACGGUCCAUUUUCUCAUUUGUUUGAUAAGAUGUUCAUUCCUGCAGUCCAGUCUGAUGCCAAAUGGAAGCAUGAAGAAGCCUCAGUUAAAAUGUUUCACCACAUGGUAAAGGAGAAUAAUCUGGAACAGCUGAUGGAAUCAUAUGGACUGAAAAUGGAAACAGAUCGUACCUUUAUUGCUGAAUUAAUCAAAGGGGUGGAUACAGCAGAAAAAGAGGUACAAACUCCAUGGCCUGCGGAUCCUGGCAGGACGGAGGACAAGGCUUUCCUUUAUGAGAUUGUGGCAAAUAAACGGAACGGCAUUGAUGUUGACAAAUGGGACUAUUUUGCUCGAGACUGUCAUUACCUUGGCAUUUCAAAGAGCUUUGACCAUCAACGGCUGCUGAUGUUUGCUCGAGUGUGUGAAGUGGAAAUAAAGGAUGACUCCAGUAAUGCUGAAAAACCAAUGAGGCUAGCCAUCUGCUACAGGGACAAGGAGGAAAAUAAUAUUUAUGACAUGUUUCGCACCAGAUACACACUGCAUCGUCAGGCCUACCAGCACAAGACUGUCAAUAUUAUUGAAAUCAUGAUUAAAGAAGCCCUUGUGGAAGCUGAUAGCUAUUUCCAGAUCUCUAAAGCAAAAGACAACAUGGAAGAAUACACAAAACUCACAGAUCAUAUUCUUGAGAAAAUUGUGUACCCUGGUUUUGAUCACAAUAAGAUGAGUAAAACCGCUGCAGAGAAAGCUGCAGAAAAAAAACUUGAGGAUGCCAGAGAAAAGGUGAAUAAAAUUCUCAAAAGGGACCUGCCAAAGUUUCUGGGAGAGGCUAAACUGGGGACGAAAAACUUUUCAGAGUUUGUAGCUUAUACUGAAAUACAAAUCAUAAUACCAGAUACUACUGAUAUUAAGAUAAAGGAUCAGUGGACAACGGCAGUGCAGUCGAUAAACCUGGAGGUUACGGAUUUUGUGGUUGAUGAGGUUCACAUAGAUCACAGCAUGAAGGAUAAAAACCCCAUGAACAAUGUCUAUUUCUACAGCAAGCAUGAUUCCAACAAAGUCUUCCUGAGGACUGAUCAGAUGUUCCUGCCAAAGACAUUUUAUGAAAGGCUGUUUAGAGUGUACUAUAAAGGCCCAGAAGAAAAGGUGAAAGAAGCCCGUGAGUGCUUCAAGAUGUGGCACAAUGAUGCCUGA